CGGUACAUCCGAUACAAUCACAAACGUGCUCUUCUCUCUUCUUAUUAUCAAUGCGCAAGAAUUGUAAAAAACAGAAAAAGAAAACAAAGACGCACGAUGAGCGAUCUUGAGGACAUGGACAGCGAGCGAUUGAAUGAGCUGGAGUCCAUUCUCUACGCAUCCAUCCAUUACAGCGAUCAUGGAUCUGGCGAAACUGGUGCUUGUGAAAUCUCACCUUCUGUGGCCGAUCAGCAGCGAGCCGUCGAUGCCCAAUACAUGCCACCCCCGCCACAACAGCAGCAGAAACAGCCUCAGGCCCAGCGCAUUGUCAGCGACAAACGUGUAAUCAACAAUGCAGUCGCCAAGCCACGCUACUGGGCGGAGGAAAAGGAGGGUGCAGGCAGCAUAGAAACUCAAAAUGUAUCCACAGUGAACGUCACUUGUAUAUUUCAAGCUACUGAUGUCACCUCGUCAUCAACGCCUAAGGAGGCAGACAAGCCAAGUGGUCAGCAUCCAUCACUACCAAACAAAAAGGAAACAUUAAACUCCCCAAAAACCCCCCAGCAGAAGCAACAAAAUCAGCAAAGGGACAAGGCGAAGGAACGGAAGGAAAAGGAGAAUCCUUCACCAAAGCCACAGCCAAGAGUAGAACAGAGGAAUAACAAGUGGAAGAGCUCUCCAAAGCCACAAUUUAAAGCAGAACAGAAGCCACAAUCAGCACAGAAGCCCCAACCAGCACAGAAACCAAAAAGUCAACCCCUGCCACAACACGCCGAUGAUGAACCCGAGCGCUUUGACCAGAAACUACUAGUUGCCAUACCUUCGCACUGGACGCCCAAAAAGCCAAAGGGAAAACAGCAGGUUAAAGCCGAACCCGGACCCUUCACCAAGGCCAAUCGCAAGCUGGUGCAAAUGGAACGCCUCGCAGCCAAAAAGCAAAAGUCCAAACAGGCGCUGGCCAACAAGAAACAGCGCAAGCCAUCAGAACCCGUGGAAUUUGUGGAUUUGGGCGAAACUUCCAAUGAUGAUGAUGAUGAUGAUGUGAUACUCGUGCCACUGCCACCUGUACCGGUGAUCGAUCUGGACACCAGCGACACGGAGCAGAACAGUCCAGCGGAUCAAUAUCACGAAGAGAAUGCCAUGGACGCUGCCGAUGUGGAAAUGAGUAUCUCCUGCAUUACCCAGCCGGAGGCAGGAGCAGCCCCUUUAACGCCCCCACUGCACUCGCCGUGCAAUUCGGUCUUGUCCAGUGAUGAUUUCAUUGUCCAGAAGGACACGAGUCGCCUGCUGGAGGACAGGGCGCGAGCCACAGACGAGGAUCUCCUGGUGCUGACGGAGAAUGCCAUCAGAGAGGCUGCCGGCCAGCAGGAUGUGGAUAUGGAUCAGCAGGAGCCAGAGGUUGAAGUAGACGUAAACGUAGAUGCACCUGUAGGAGCUGAACAAGCGGCCGAAACCUCCUCCGAGUACGAGUUUGUGCCGCCCUCGCGGCUGGAGGAAAUCAAGUUGAAUUAUCGCGUCGAUGAUCACCAACAGUUCCGGGCCCUGGAUGUCUACGAAAGCGAAUCAGAUCUCACCGAGAGCGGCAUCUACUCCAAGGCCAAGGCAAAGGCCACGCCCACUAUCAUACGCAGCGUGGAGUCGCCCUCGGACAGCUCCGAUAUCGAGGAGGUUGUGGAGCCGAACGUGAACAAGAUGAAGCGCCUGCGCAAGCGUCGCUCGUCAAGCACAAACCAAAGCCAGUCCGAGCCCAACAACGACGAUGACGAGGACGACACCGACAGCGAGGAUGGCGUGCAGCCCACAGGAGUGCCGGGCCUUGCCCGUGGCAUGGCAGUGGAGCGUUGCAAGCGCAAGAUUCGCCGCAUCAGCGCUCGCCGUAACUCAGAGGAUAUUCAAAGGGGAGCGGCAUAUCCACGGAUUGCAAAUCUUAAGGCAAUACACGAGUCUAGCUCCAAUUCCGGUUCGGAGGAUGAUCUGCCCAGUGCUCGGGCCAUUGCAGAGCGUCUUCUGCAGCAGGAGCAAGGAAAGGAGAGGGGACAGCGACAACAAGAGGUACAAAAGCUCCGCGAAGCACAAGCCGAUGAUCGGCUGGAAAUUCUUUCAAUUGGCACCAACGCAGACUCCGAAAAUGAGGCAGAGUUCAACAAUGCCAUCUCCGAUCGCCUAUUGGCGAUCUUCGAGCGCAUUGAUGCCGACCCCACAAGCAAGUCCCCUGAAGCGGAAGUUUCCGCUGACAUUGGUCUUUCGGAGGACGAGGAGCCUUUCCAAUAUGCAGCAGACACUACAAUGCCAACGGAGGACUAUCUUCCAGAGGAGGAGGAGCAGAUUGAAGCAGAGCCAUCGAUCAAAGUGGAACACAAUCUCGCAAAGCUGACAGACGAGCCUCCGCUUACGGGAGGGCAACUUGUUGGCUGGAAUGAGGAGAUGUGCUGCUUCUACAACGACAGCUGGCACGGCGAGAACUUCAAUGUCCAGAAAAUCCAAAGAUCCAUGAAUGCGCGCCGGCAGUGGAGAAUCGUUAUCGAGGACCGAUAUCCGGUCGUUCGUCCUCGCUCACGCGCCAAAUGCACCAACUGCGCCGAGAUGGGUCACAUGAGAUCCAAGUGCCCGCGUCCACGCAAGCCGCUCGUCUGUCACAUGUGCGGCCAGGCGGGGCAUGCCGAACCACGCUGCCCCAAUGCCAUCUGUUUGGGUUGCGGCGCCAAACAGGCCACCUAUGUGCAGCAGUGCAACAAGUGCUCAUUCCACAGUCGACUCAUCUGCCAGCUGUGCAGGAUGCGGGGCCAUAGUGUGGACCUUUGCCCGGACAAGUGGCGUCGCUAUCAUUCAACGAUCCGCUCGAAUGUGGCACUGCAGAGCAAUGUCCAGUGGAACUCGAAGCAGUGCAGCUUUUGCGCCGGACGGGGCCAUCUCUUCGAGAACUGCCGCCAGCGCAUUGGCGAUUUUCGCAGCCAAACGUAUGUCUCUCAUAUUGUGUCGCAUCAGAAGAGCUACAAGGAUCGCAACGGAAAUCUAGGCUAUUUGGGGGACCUCCCGGCGUUCUUUGCCGGCAAUACCCCCUUUAGCUUUGUGUGGAGCGAUCCGAACAUCCCCAAGAACAGCUACUAUGCCAGAUUCCUCACUCGGACAAACCUUGUCCAGCCACCGAGCACAAGCCGAAAGGCCACACCCCUUACCCCCCUGGAAGUGAUCCCUUCUAAAGCUUAUACCCACGAUUAUGUGCCGAAUGCCCAGGCAAAGGCUGCUCGUGGGCAAGUCGUAGCCGCAGAGGAAACAGCAGUCAAAAAGAACACGCCUGUAGCAGAUAAGAUAACAGCGCCAGCCCCUGAAUCAGAGCCGGCCCCAGAACCAGAGCAGGCCCCAGAAACAGAGCAGGCCCCAGAAACGGAGCAGGCCCCAGAACCAGAGGAGGCCCCAGAACCAGAGGAGGUCCUAGAACCAGAUAAGGCCCCGGAACCAGAGGUCGCAGAAUCAGAGGAAGCUCCAGAACCGGAGCAGAUUAAUGAAGUCAAGGAGACCAUCCACGAAGAGUCACCAGUCGCGAUACAGCGUGAGGAGAUCUCCACCAGUUUCGAGGUGCAGCCAGAGGAACCUGUCAAACUGAUUGCCAGCACCAGCAGACCAUCUGUGGGCGUCCAUGAGCUAGACUCGGACUCGAAUUACAGCUUCUCCGAGCACUUUGAGAUGCCCACGUCGACGACAAGCGAGGAGACGAACAUACCAAUAGAGGAAACUCGCAAGAAUAGCCGUCCCAUGGGUCCCAUGCCCGAUGUUAUACCCUUGUCCAGCGGGAAUGACGAUGAUUUCCACAUCUCCUCCAACAGCCAAGGCAUCUCGAUGUGCGUCAACAGCAGGCAGAUGGAGAGGAUGGAUGACGGUGCGGACGCUGAGAUGCCUGAUGUAUCCUGCGAGGGAAAGAUCAUCAUGGCCCGCGACCUGUCCGAGUACUUGUUCAGUCCGGAGGGAUGGAAGUUUCUUGUCGAGACGUCUAAGCAAUGCCAAGUGACUGUGCGCAUGGACUUGAAGGAUUAUGGCUAUGUCCUGGUGAUCUACGGACGGCCGAUGCAUCAGGAAGAGCUGCAACUAAAACUGCUGCAGCGUCAUCAGGAUGUCAAGCGCAAGAGUGCCGAGUUCCAGAGCCAAAAGCCACCGAAACGCGUUGAUGUCCUAAUCCGCUUCCUAAGGGACGGCAUUAACAGCCUCAACAGUAAACUGGGCAAUGCCAAGGCCCUCUAUAGGACCAUCAAGCAGCGGGAGAGCUUAAACACUAAGAAUGGUUUCAAAAUGGCGGAGAAGAAGCGGCGCCUGCUUAACAUGAUCCUCGUGGGGCAAGCAGGUCUACAGAACGGCGACAUGCACUUGGAUAAACUGCUGGUGCUUUUGCAGAACCUAAUUAGCGAUUUCUCGCCCGAUGACAAUGCCUCGCCGGCGAUGCGCACCGAAAUUGAAGACAACUGGCGCAUGAUUUUCACCGCCUAUCCCCAUCCCAAGUAUGAUGAACUUCUGGAGGACUAUGAAAGCUUAGAUCUGAAGAAUCGCCUGCCUUCGCUGAACAUAGAUCCAGCUCUCUUGGGACUGCCGCCGCUUCAAAUGGGAAGGGGCCAGCCGACGCCUCAGCCAACCAACAAGCGGGACGUAUUCCACACCCCGCCGCCACCAACCUGGCAGCACAUGGCACCGCCACCGCCGCCCAAGCAGAACGCGAAGGAACAGCGUCCAGGCGGAGCAGGACAACCCCAAAGGCAGCAACGCCCAGCCGCAGGACAGCCCCAACAGCAACAGCGUCCUGGAAACGGGCAACCCCAACAGCAACAGCGUUCAGGAAUGGGACAGCCCCAACAGAAACAACGACAAGGAGCAGGAAAACCCCAACAGCAGCAACGUCCAGGAGCAGGACAACAGCAGCAACGUCCAGGAGGGGCAGGACAGCCCCAAAAGCAACAACGUACUGCAGCAGCAGGACAUUCGCAACAGCAGCAACGUCCAGGAGCUGGACAACAACAGCAGCAGCAACGUCCAGGAGCAGGACAACUACCACAGCACCAGCAGCAGCAGCGUCCAGGAGGUGGAACACCACAACAGCAGCAGCGUCCAGGAGCGGGACAACAGCAGCAGCGUCCAGGAGCGGGACAACAGCAGCAGCAGCAACCGAAACGUGGCCAGUCCAUACAGAUGCCCUUCAACAAUCCCCAGCAACGAGCUCGGGCCGAUCUUCACCUCCGCAGCGGCGCCAAUCCAGACCAUCAGUUCGCGCGACUCCUGGGCGAAGUGAAACCGAAUGCGCGUGGCUUGGAUGCCAACAAGCAGUCGGUUUUCUGGUCGCGCGAGUCGAUGCGGUACAUCGACGAUCUGUUCAAGAUAACAUAUCGGCCGGAUAUGCGGGUGCGACUGAAUCGUGUGCUCCAACGAGCCCAGCAUGGCGAACUGUCGCACAACGACUACCGCGCUGUGAUCGAUCUGCACUUGCUACUGUCGAAUCAAUGAGUGCUACUCAAUGGGGGUAUCUCUUAUAAGGGGAAUGGGAAUGACGAUGAUUCAAAUUGUUUAACAAAAUCCACCAAUUUAAAGAAUGGAUAUCUGAAAGAUAUUACCAAGAGCAGAAUAACCGAAUGAAUGAAUAAAUAACUGACUAAUUUCA
Messenger RNA from Drosophila miranda, 5617 nucleotides. RefSeq lists its product as uncharacterized. Bases 97 to 5463 code for a protein of 1788 amino acids. Lineage: Eukaryota; Metazoa; Arthropoda; Insecta; Diptera; Drosophilidae. The transcript has 6 exons. The record is from RefSeq and is a predicted model, not a curated record. Gene Ontology annotation, molecular function: nucleic acid binding; zinc ion binding.